This is a messenger RNA of Hippopotamus amphibius kiboko, 3651 nucleotides long. It is a transcript of the gene IPO4, whose product is annotated as importin 4. The transcript is spliced from 30 exons. Gene Ontology annotation, molecular function: small GTPase binding; nuclear import signal receptor activity. Bases 85 to 3327 code for a protein of 1080 amino acids. Lineage: Eukaryota; Metazoa; Chordata; Mammalia; Artiodactyla; Hippopotamidae. Gene Ontology annotation, cellular component: nucleus; cytoplasm. The record is from RefSeq and is a predicted model, not a curated record. Gene Ontology annotation, biological process: protein import into nucleus.
CCCUUUCCGCCGGAAGCGGUUUUCAGAGCCUCCACGUGCUGUCCCUCCCCCCUGCGGUCCGGCCCCGGCGGCUCCGCUGCUGCCAUGGAGCCCGCCAGCCUGGAACAGAUCCUGCGGGAGCUGCUGCUGCCAGACACCGAACGCAUCCGCCGGGCCACCGAGCAGCUCCAGGCCGCUCUUCGGGACCCCGCCGCCCUGCCCGCGCUCUGCGAUCUGCUGGCGUCGGCGGGCGACCCUCAGAUCCGCCAGUUCGCGGCCGUACUGACCCGCAGACGACUGAGCACAGGCUGGCGAAUGCUGGCGGCAGGGCAACGCGAGAGCAUCAAGUCCCUGAUCCUGACGGUCCUCCAGAGAGAGACAGAGCAUUCCGUGAGCCUUAGCCUGGCCCAGCUCUCAGCUACCAUUUUUCGAAAAGAAGGCUUGGAAGCGUGGCCUCAACUCAUGCAGCUUCUUCAGCACAGUACCCACAGUCCCCUCAUCCCAAAGAGAGAGAUGGGGCUUUUGCUGCUAAGUGUGGUGGUGACCUCCCGACCUGAGGCCUUCCAACGCCACCACCGGGAGCUCCUUCGGCUUCUAAAUGAGACCCUUGGUGAGGUGGGCUCUCCUGGGCUUCUCUUCUAUUCCGUGCGCACUCUGACCACCAUGGCCCCUUACCUCGGCACUGAUGAUGUGCCUCUUGCGCGGAUGUUGGUACCCAAGCUCAUUGUGGCCGUGCGGACUCUGAUCCCUGUAGAUGAGCCAAAGGCCUGUGAAGCCAUGGAGGCCCUGGAUGAAUUGCUGGAAUCAGAGUUGCCCAUCAUCACCUCCCACCUCUCAGAAGUCCUCACAUUCUGCCUGGAGGUGGCUAGAAACGUAGCCCUGGGCGAUUCAGUACGUGUGCGUAUUCUCUGCUGCCUCACUUUCUUGGUCAAAGUCAAAAGCAAGGCCUUACUGAAGAAUCGCCUCCUGCCGCCUUUGCUGCACACUCUUUUCCCCAUCAUGGCUGCCGAGCCCCCACUGGGCCAGCUGGAUCCUGAGGACCAGGACUCGGAGGAGGAAGAGCUGGAUAUUGGGCUGGUCGGGGAGACACCUAAGCACUUUGCUGUUCAGGUCGUGGACAUGCUGGCACUCCAGUUGCCCCCUGAGAAGCUGUGUCCACUGCUGAUGCCCAUGCUGGAAGAGGCCUUGCGGAGCCAGAGCCCAUACCAGCGCAAGGCUGGGCUCCUGGUGCUGGCGGUGCUCUCCGAUGGAGCCGGCGACCACAUCAGGCAGAGACUGCUGCCCCCACUGCUACAGAUCGUGUGCAAGAGCCUGGAGGAUCCGUCGCAGGUCGUGCGCAAUGCUGCGCUCUUCGCCCUGGGCCAGUUCUCAGAGAACCUGCAGCCCCAUAUCAGCAGCUAUUCCGGGGAGGUGAUGCCGCUGCUCCUCGCCUACCUGAAGUCCGUGCCUCCUGGGCACACACGUCACCUAGCCAAAGCCUGCUAUGCCCUGGAGAACUUCGUGGAGCACCUAGGGCCCAAAGUGCAGCCCUACCUUUCGGAACUUAUGGAGUGUGUGUUGCAGCCUCUGAGGAACCCCGGCAACUCCCGGGCCAAGGAGCUGGCUGUGAGCGCUCUGGGGGCCAUUGCCACGGCUGCCCAGGCCUCCAUGCUGCCCUACUUCCCCACCAUCAUGGAGCACCUGCGCGCAUUCCUGUUGACGGGCAGUGAGGACCUUCAGCCUGUGCGGAUCCAGAGCCUAGAGACCCUUGGGGUGCUGGCGCGAGCAGUCGGGGAGCCCAUGAGGCCCCUGGCUGAGGAGUGCUGCCAGCUGGGGCUGGGCCUGUGUGACCAGGUAGACGACCCUGACUUGCGGCGCUGCACGUACAGCCUGUUCGCAGCCUUAUCGGGGCUGAUGGGCGAGAGCCUGGCUCCCCACCUGCCACGCAUCACCACACGCAUGCUGUUGUCACUGUGUUCUACCGAGGGCAUCGUGCCUCAGUACGAUGGAAGCAGCACCUUCCUUCUGUUUGAUGACGAGAGCGGUGGGGAGGAAGAGGAGGAACUCAUGGAGGAGGACGAGGAAGAAGAGGAUGACUCGGAGAUCUCAGGGUACAGCGUGGAAAACGCCUUCUUCGAUGAAAAGGAAGACACCUGUGCUGCCCUGGGGGAGAUCUCUGUGAACGCCAGUGUGGCCUUCCUUCCCUACAUGGAGACUGUCUUUGAAGAAGUGUUCAAGCUGCUGGAGUGCCCUCACCUGAACGUGCGGAAGGCAGCGCACGAGGCCCUGGGUCAGUUCUGCUGUGCACUGCACAAAGCCUGUCAGAGCUGCCCCUCGGAACCCAACGCUGGUGCUCUGCAGGCCGCCCUGGCCCGGGUGGUGCCAUCCUACCUGCAGGCAGUGAAUGGGGAGCGGGAGCGCCCGGUGGUGAUGGCCGUGCUGGAGGCCCUGACGGCGGUGCUGCGUGGCUGCGGGAGCCUGGCUCUGCAGCCCCCUGGGCGGCUUGCUGAGCUCUGCCUCGCACUCAAGGCCGUGCUGCAGAGGAAGACAGCCUGUCAGGAUGCCGAGGAGGAGGAGGAGGAGGAGGAGGACCAGGCUGAGUACGACGCCAUGUUGCUCGAGCACGCUGGCGAGGCCAUCCCUGCCCUGGCGGCUGCGGCUGGGGGAGAUGCCUUUGCCCCCUUCUUUGCCGGCCUCCUGCCGUUAUUGCUCUGCAAGACGAAACAGGGCUGCACGGCGGCAGAGAAAUCCUUUGCGGUGGGCACGCUGGCGGAGUCCAUCCAGGGCCUGGGUGCCGCCUCGGCCCAGUUUGUGUCCCGGCUGCUCCCUGUGCUGCUGAGCAGCGCCCGGGAGGCAGACCCCGAGGUGCGGAGCAAUGCCAUCUUCGGGCUGGGCGUGCUGGCAGAGCACGGGGGCCGCCCUGCCCAGGAACACUUCCCCAAGCUGCUGGGGCUCCUGCUGCCCCUCCUGGCGCGGGAGCGCCACGAUCGUGUCCGUGACAACAUCUGCGGGGCACUCGCCCGCCUGCUGAUGGCCGGUCCCAUGAGGAAACCGGAGCCCCAGGUGCUGGCUGCCCUGCUGCACGCCCUGCCGCUGAAGGAGGACUUGGAAGAGUGGGUCACCAUAGGGCACCUCUUCAGCUUCCUGUACCAGAACAGCCCUGACCAGGUUGCAGACGUGGCUCCAGAGCUCCUGCGCAUUUCCAGCCUCAUCCUGGCCGAGAACAAGAUCCCACCAGAUACCAAGGCGGCGCUGCUGCUGCUCCUCACGUUCUUGGCCAAACAGCACACCGACAGCUUCCAUUUGGCACUGGGCUCCCUGCCUGGCGACAAGGCCCAGGAGCUCCAGGCCAUCCUGGGCCUCAGCUAGACUGCGGGCUGCAGCUGGGCCGGAGAGAACAGAGCCUGCCCGGGCCAGAGACCAGCUCUCAGCCCACUUCCAGCUCACGCCUUACCAAAGAUUCUGGGCCUGGAUCUCAUACCCACUUGGAGUCUCAGCCCUACUUGCUGCCUUACAGGGGAGUCCCCCAGGGCUGGAUCUGUCAUGCUGUAGGACAAUACAGAGUCAUGACAAUAUUCUGUAAUAAAGGCACUUUAUUUUCUGCUUGAACAGUAGCUCUGGGAGCAGGAAGGAUAGAGAUGCAGGUUCAGACGUCAGGCAGAACAUAGUUUAACGUAGCUGGCUGCCUGGCAG